GGUCACCAGCCUCCAAACAAACGCAGCCAUCACCAACGCAACAACUAAGGCUGGAGGAUUCUGACCACCCUCUUUCAAUCCAACAUGUUCACGUCUUCAUCCAGCUCUACUUUUACCUUUGCAGACACGUCUUCAUCUGGACGCUCGCCAGAAGCCGAUGGCACCAUGAUGGAUGUUCCACUCCUGACUCAUGACUGUGAUUACAGGGAUUGGGUUCGCAUGGUGAAAUACAACUUGAGGUUGAGGGGUACGAUUGAACUUAUCGAGAAGGAUGAGGGACACGGAGUUGGAGGGACAAAAAGGGAAAAGGUGACCUGGGAAUCAGUGGCUAAGAAAGAGAAGAUGUAUCUUUUGGGCUGCUGUCUCAGUGCCAAAGUCCGAAAAAACGUUCUUCUCUUUCCGUUGACGACAACUGUCAGGCAAAUCUGGCAUGCAAUUCGAAAAGAAAUUCUGGGCCUGACCCAUGAAGAGCAGUAUGCUCUGCUCUUCACCUUCUUGAUGCAGAGUUCCAUACCAUAUCCAUCAGCGGACGAGUUUCUCGAAGCCAUUGACGACAGAUGGGAACACCUCGCCAGACACUUCCCCUUUCCCUUGUCCAUUACAUUGAGGCUCGCUACCGCACUCCUGGGCAUCAAAAACCAUGACGAGACCCUAUAUACUGGUUUCUGGAAGAGUCUCGAUGGAAUUGAGCCAUCAUACCAACUUCUCAAAGAUUACGUUGAAAGAGAAUCAGAAGCCGAUUUCAGUGUAUUCGAAACCACGGAAAACCCAAAAGAUGUCAAAUCCAUGUCGAAAAUUCUCUGCAAAAAAUGCAAAAAUAAGGCCCGGUGAUCGUCGACAAUAAUACUCCCGACAGUUUGUCGCUUUCACCUAACCGACGUGGGACCAUCGGAAAAGAAACGAGAUGUUGAAUACCUUGUCAUUGGUGACGGCCGAGAUGGAAUGAUGGUCCUGUAUUAUUUACCUUUUUUGACUACAUGUCUCGUCUACCGAAUCAAUGUUGUACUUACGUUUCACCUGGGCUUAGCAUUCAACGUGACUGAGUCUCAGCAGUUACUGUCUAUUCAACAUAGUCAAUAAAUCCUUUCUCAGUACUCUUCAAUGUGAAUUGAUCUUUGCGAUGAACAAGUA
Molecule: messenger RNA, 1131 nt
Organism: Fusarium verticillioides 7600
Lineage: Eukaryota; Fungi; Ascomycota; Sordariomycetes; Hypocreales; Nectriaceae
Exons: 1
Coding region: 85-831 (248 amino acids)
Source: RefSeq, a predicted model, not a curated record